Capra hircus (goat) is the source of this 1771-nucleotide messenger RNA. RefSeq names its product S-methylmethionine--homocysteine S-methyltransferase BHMT2. Gene Ontology annotation, molecular function: betaine-homocysteine S-methyltransferase activity. The transcript has 12 exons. NCBI's taxonomy places the organism in Eukaryota, Metazoa, Chordata, Mammalia, Artiodactyla, Bovidae. The record is from RefSeq and is a predicted model, not a curated record.
AUGGCACCGAUCGGGGGGCCCAGAGUCAAGAAGGUGAGGAAACUGAAGCUCAGAGUCAGCAGACUAGUUCAGGCUCAUAGAUCGGAUCCAGGUGGAGCAGCCCACCUGCAGCCACAGCUCUUCUACUCAACUGUCCCAGAGUGCGUUCCUCUCAUGUUUGAGGAAGAGCGGUUGUCUGAACCUCCCAAGCCCUGUACUGGCCUGAAACCGGUCUCGGACGCAGCGGGGAUGGAGGAUGGGGGUGUGCUGAGCGGAGGCACGUGCGUGUGGUGGGGAGGAGAGGAGACGAAACACAAUGAGGAAGGGCGUGAACUUGGGUGCGGAGCAUCUCCAAACUCCUUAAAGCACGCCACCUGUGCCAGGCUUUCCCUGUUCUAUUCCCUGCUGGCCUCUGCUCUUUGCAACACCAAGAUUUUCAUAUGCGAGUCCAUGCUAAUAUGGGCCUGGGAGUUAAAUGUUAGCGGGAGUCUACUCAAGUUUUCUGAAAUACUAUCAGGCACAGAUGAUUUUCACAAAACUGGAGAUGUGAGACCAUUGUACCCACCUUUCCUACAACUGGGAACUGCUUUUAGGAAGAAUAAAAGGAACGUGAUUUUUCUUUCUAUUCUUCAGGGCCUUUUGGAACGUCUGGAUAGUGGGGAGGUUGUGGUUGGAGAUGGCAGCUAUCUCCUAACUCUGGAGAAGAGGGGCUAUGUGAAGGCUGGGCUCUGGGCUCCAGAAGCCGUAGUAGAGCAUCCGAAUGCAGUUUGUCAGCUUCACAUGGAAUUCUUGAGGGCGGGAUCAGAUGUCAUGCAGACUUUCACCUUUUCUGCCAGUGAGGACAAUAUGGAAAGCCAGUGGGAAGCUGUAAACACCGCUGCCUGUGACCUCGCCAGAGAAGUAGCUGACAAAGGGGAUGCUUUGGUAGCAGGGGGGAUCUGCCAGACAUCAUUGUACGCACACCACAAGGAUGAAGUUAGAAUUAAAAAGCUUUUUCAACUACAGCUAGAGACUUUUGCCAGGAAAAAUGUAGAUUUCUUGAUUGCAGAGUAUUUUGAACAUGCUGUAGAAGCUGUGUGGGCUGUAGAAGUCUUAAAAGAAUCUGGAAAGCCUGUGGCAGCCACUGUGUGCAUAGGCCCAGAGGGAGACAUGCACGGUGUAACACCUGGAGAAUGUGCUGUGAAGCUGAUGAAGGCAGGGGCUUCAGUUGUUGAUGUGAACUGCUAAUUUGGGCCCUGGACCAGCCUGGAGACGAUGAGCCUCAUGGAGGAAGCCCUCCAGGCUGCAGGGCUGAAAGAACACUUGAUGGUGCAGUCCCUGGGAUUCCACAUGCCUGACUGUGGCAACAGAGGGUUUCUGGAUAUCCCUGAAUAUCCCUUUGCGCUGGAGCCCAGAGUUGCAACCAGAUGGGAUAUUCAAAAGUACACCAGAGAAGCCUACAGCCCGGGGGUCAGGUACAUAGGUGGGUGCUGUGGCUUUGAGCUCUAUCACAUCAGAGCGAUUGCAGAGGAGCUGGCCCCGGAGAGAGGAUUUUUGCCACCAGCUUCAGAAAAACAUGGCAGCUGGGGAAGUGGUCUCAAUAUGCAUACCAAACCCUGGAUUAGAGCCAGACCUAGAAGGGAGUAUUGGGAGAAUAUGUGGCCGGCUUCUGGUAGACCUCUCUGUCCUUCAUUGUCAAAGCCAGAUGCCUGAGGAAUAAUGAGAGAAAAUACUGAAACAGCAGAACGGAAAGAAAUCCCCCUCAAGCCCCAUCUGGAGCCCUUCCGUGCCUCUAUCCUCAGCCCACCCUGAU